This is a messenger RNA of Odobenus rosmarus divergens (Pacific walrus), 1694 nucleotides long. RefSeq names its product armadillo repeat containing, X-linked 6 (gene ARMCX6). Bases 224 to 1126 code for a protein of 300 amino acids. The transcript is spliced from 2 exons. The record is from RefSeq and is a predicted model, not a curated record. NCBI's taxonomy places the organism in Eukaryota, Metazoa, Chordata, Mammalia, Carnivora, Odobenidae. Gene Ontology annotation, cellular component: mitochondrion.
UCCAUCAAUCUCCGUGGAAGGAGUACUGACAACAGAAGACGACGGUAGAAGAAGAAAUUUACCUGACGUUGGUAGAGAUUCAUCACAAGGGAGCUACAGGAGCCCUGGAGAGGCUGAAGAGGACUACGCUCCACCAUUACUCACCCUGGCCCUAAGAAUCCUCCUCAAUCAGGUGGAACAAGGCCCUCUCCUGUCCUAUCCAAAGGCUGGCACGGACUUGAGCAUGGGCCGGGCUCGGGAAGUGGGUUGGAUGGCGGCAGGACUGAUGAUUGGGGCUGGUGCCUGCUACUGUGUUUACAAACUAACCAUAGGAAGAGAUGACAGUGACAAGUUGGAGGAGGAGGAAGAGGAAUGGGACGAUGACCAGGAGCUGGAUGAGGAAGAACCUGAGCUUUGGUUUGAUUUCACAACUAUGGCUCGGCCCUGGAGUGAGGAAGGGGAUUGGACUGAACCUGGGGCCCCUGGUGGCACUGAGGACAGGCCCUCAGGUGGGGGCAAGGCCAACCGAACACACCCAGUAAAACAGCGCCCAUUCCCCUAUGAACAUAAAAAUUCUUGGAGCACUCAAAGCUUUAGAAAUUUCAGGUGUGUACUUGACCUCUCUAAGUGUCCUUUCAUUCAGGGGAAAAUGUGGUUUGCUCAGCCCAAGGAUGCUGGUUUUUCAUUUAGCCACGGUACCGAUAGUCAUUCGACCAGCCUCGGCGUUGUUGGAAGCACGAUCCCCACUCCCGACCCCGCUAUUAAGGAGAAGGCUUUCUGUGCUCUGGAUAACUUGAAUGCCGGGGUUGAAAACCAGGGCCAGAUUAAGAUGUCCAUCAGUGGAGUGUGUCGGGAGACUGUGUCACAUUGCUGCAACUCAUUUCUGCAGCGGGCCGGAUUCAAUUUGUUAAUAAGCAUGACAGUUAUUAAUCACAUGCUUGCCGAGUCCGUUUCAGACUUGAAGUUCCCUUUGAUAGCCGAGGGAAGUGGAGGUGCCGAGGUUCAGGUUUUGGAACUGUCGGUGGGUUUGUCUGAAAAGCCAGUCUUGGCCGGGGAAUCGCUGGGUGCCCAAACGCUGCUCUCAUUCGUGUCCCUCUUGAUCAGGAACGGAAACACACAGGCUCUCCCCGACACCCUGGCCUCUUAGAUGGCCGCCUCGAGCGGAGCGGAGCGGAGCGGGACGGAAUCCACCCAAAAGCCUGCUGGUGAACACAGCCUCGUGUUCUCAUUCAAAGAGUCUGCAGUGGGUGCUGUUGAAGAUCCAGCCUUAGCCAGUCACCGCAUCACGGGGUGCAAGUUACACUUGCUACGUGGAGGACCACACUCUUCUGGGCCAGGCAGGGGUCCCCCCAGAGCUCGGAGUAAUUUCUUGGUUUUGCAGUCUGCAGGCCGUGUGCGCUGUCGGUUACUCCCUUGCGGCCUUCCUCCUGCGGCAGAGGGAUCCUUUCAGCCGCCAGCCGCGGCGACGGAACAUCCUCUAAGAGCAUGGCGAGGGAGGCCUUGCCCGUGGCGGUCUCCCUGUCCAAGCCGGGCCGCUUUGUGGAGACCAGACACGUGUCGGGGCUCGUGCUGGAAACGCAUCUGUUGCCGCUUAGGUCGAAUUCUUUCCCAUUUACUCCUUCUUCUAUGCGAGCGGAUGGAUGGAGAACCUGUGCGUCCACGAAGGACACGCCCCUUGUCUGUGCUGUACUGACUUAACCUCAUCCACCCAGGCC